AUGCAUGACUACCAGUUUUUGCUUCUCUUCCUGCAGAUGUCGGCGUUGACCUCUCUUCUCUCGGUCCUUCGGGCCUUUUCCCGCAAAAAGAUGCUUCUCCCCAAGGAAUCGAAUCUUCGGCGCUGCCUGUCCACCCUGGACCUGGUGGCCUUAGGAGUGGGCAGCACGCUUGGGGCCGGUGUGUAUGUCCUCGCCGGGGAUGUGGCCAAGGUCACCGCCGGCCCUAGCAUUGUGCUGUCCUUCCUGGUGGCUGCCUUGGUAUCCGUUCUGGCGGGACUCUGCUAUGCCGAAUUUGGGGCCCGGGUGCCCUUGACGGGCUCGGCCUAUCUCUAUAGCUACGUGACAGUGGGCGAGCUGUGGGCCUUCAUCACCGGCUGGAACCUGCUGCUGUCCUACGUCAUUGGAACAUCCAGUGUGGCCCGGGCCUGGAGUGCCACUUUUGAUGAACUGAUUGGCAAGAGAAUGGGUGUGUUCUUCAAUACCUACAUGGCCAUGUCAACCCCUGGGCUGGCUGAGUACCCAGACAUCUUUGCUGUCUGCCUCAUUGCUGUGCUGACAGCGCUGCUUUCCUUUGGGGUCAGAGAAUCGACGGUGGUGAACAAGAUUUUCACUGGUGUGAACAUGCUCGUACUACUGUUCAUUGUGCUGAGCGGCUGCAUCAAAGGGGACCUGAAACACUGGCAGCUGAGCCAGGAGGACCUGAGGAACCUCCCCACUGAUAGGAAUGAGACUUCGUCCAGGAAUGAGACAGGGGAGUUCGGAGUGGGAGGAUUCAUGCCAUACGGGUUAAGUGGGACCCUAGCCGGAGCCGCCACCUGCUUUUAUGCUUUCGUGGGGUUUGACUGCAUCGCUACGACAGGAGAGGAAGUGAAGAACCCUCAGCGGUCCAUCCCCCUGGGAAUUGCCAUCUCCCUUUUGGUCUGUUUCCUGGCAUAUUUUGGAGUCUCAGCUGCCCUGACCCUGAUGAUGCCCUAUCACCUACUGGACAUCCAGAGCCCACUGCCUGCUGCCUUUGAAUAUGUGGGGUGGAACGUGGCCAAGUAUAUCGUGGCCGCUGGGUCGCUGUGUGCCCUGACCACCAGCCUGCUGGGCUCCAUGUUCCCGAUGCCCCGCAUCCUCUAUGCCAUGGCGAGGGAUGGGCUGCUCUUCCGACCACUGGCCCACAUCAGUCAGCGGCAGAGCCCAGCAGUGGCCACCUUUGUGUCCGGAGGGGUGGCAGCCCUCAUGGCCGCUUUCUUCGACCUGAAAGCCUUGGUUGACAUGAUGUCCAUUGGUACCCUGCUAGCCUACACCUUGGUGGCCGUCUGUGUCCUCCUGCUCAGGUACCAGCCUGACACUGAUGAGAAGGAGCUCCCUGACUUAGAGAACUGUAGCCAGUCAACUCAGCUGGAGGUCUCUGACCCUAACCCAACACCUCUUCCAACUCCACGCUCCUCCAGACGGGUGUCCUAUGCUGUGGCGCUCGUGGCUGUCCUGGUGGUGAUCGUGAGUGUGGUGACCUCCGUGGGGCUGGAGUGCCUCCUGUCUGGGGCCGUCUCAUGCAUUCUUGGCCUGACUCUCCCUCUCUUGGGCAUCCUGGGUGCAGCUCUCCUCAUCUGGUGGCAGCCUCAGAGCAGCAAGAAAGCAACCUUCAUGGUUCCUGGCCUCCCGUUCCUCCCAGUCUUCAGCAUCCUGAUCAAUACUUACCUGAUGGCCCAGCUCAGCACUGACACGUGGCUGCGGUACGCCGUCUGGAUGGCUGUGGGCCUCCUCAUCUACUUUGGUUACGGGUUUCGCCACAGUGUGGAGAGAGAACGCUCCAGAGAUCUCCCGGCAGGAGAAGUUGGGGGGCCCGGGGAGAGACCGCAGCAGUGA
Ornithorhynchus anatinus (platypus) is the source of this 1854-nucleotide messenger RNA. RefSeq names its product cationic amino acid transporter 2-like. Gene Ontology annotation, biological process: amino acid transport; transmembrane transport. NCBI's taxonomy places the organism in Eukaryota, Metazoa, Chordata, Mammalia, Monotremata, Ornithorhynchidae. The transcript is spliced from 11 exons. Gene Ontology annotation, cellular component: plasma membrane. The coding region runs from base 1 to 1854 and encodes 617 amino acids. The record is from RefSeq and is a predicted model, not a curated record. Gene Ontology annotation, molecular function: amino acid transmembrane transporter activity.